Messenger RNA from Ictalurus punctatus (channel catfish), 8332 nucleotides. It is a transcript of the gene ctnnd2a, whose product is annotated as catenin (cadherin-associated protein), delta 2a. Gene Ontology annotation, molecular function: cadherin binding. The transcript is spliced from 23 exons. Gene Ontology annotation, biological process: cell-cell adhesion; cell-cell junction assembly; dendritic spine morphogenesis. Bases 3093 to 6644 code for a protein of 1183 amino acids. NCBI's taxonomy places the organism in Eukaryota, Metazoa, Chordata, Actinopteri, Siluriformes, Ictaluridae. Gene Ontology annotation, cellular component: postsynaptic density; nucleus; cytoplasm. The record is from RefSeq and is a predicted model, not a curated record.
AUAUGGGUUUCCUUUCUUGUAAACCCUCUUUCCUUCUGACUGGAACAAUUACUGAGAAUUAACUGGGAUUUCCCCCACGACGGUAGUAUAAAUAGGCUACAACCUGUUCCCGUUCCCAUUGUCAGCGCUUGACGGAAAGGAACGGCACCGCGGUGGGACAGAAAUCCAAAAUGCUAAUGACCAAGAAGUGGCAAGGAAAGAUAAAUAGGAAGAACUUUAAGAACAUUAAGACUACCUCUUGAGGAGGGACCCAGACAAAGCCCUUAAAACCAAGAGAAGAGGCCCUCAUGGAGGAGCCCAAGAGAAAGAAUUGUGAAAACCAAAGAACAAACUUGAAGAUGAACCUAGAGACCAUCCUUCAAGGACAAGCCCAGAGAAUGCCCUUGAGAAAGAACCUUAAGACCUUGAGGAAGAACCCAGAGCAGAAGAAAAAAACACCCCCGUAUAAAUGCAAGAUAUAAAAGGAUUUGAAAAAUGUACGACUAAGUGCAAGUGAAUAGGAGUCUUUUGAAGCAUAAAGGUUCCAGGAAAGUGCAACUACACUUUGCAAGUACAAAUGCAGAGCUGAUUGCUGGGAAUGAUUGGAGCAUGAGUACAAUACCUUAAAAGGUGGAUAUGGUGAUCAGAAAUCAGGUGGAGACUCUUGGGGUGAGGUGACAUCAGCAGGUCAGAGUGACUCUCAGAAGUCGCCCAAAUCUCUUUAAAACCAACACUGUUUUCAGAGCACCACUUAGACAUCCUGCCAUUCAGAGAUCAAGCACUGGGGUGGGGUGGGGUGUUGGGCAAUUACAUACAGCGUUAUUACAAACACGUUAAAUUUAUCUGCAAUAUUCAGCACCCUGGCUCCUGGUAUACAGCUAACUUACCUUCUGGUGGCUCUAAUAGCCAAGCUAAUUUCACAUAAUGUAUAAUGGAGUCUCCUUUUACCAGAGCACUUUCAAGCAUGCUUCCCAGCAGGUGCAAACAGAAGUAGAAGAAUAUUAGAAUUGCAAAUAUACAAGGCAUCCAUUUACCUCAGUGUGACGCACCACACCAUCUCCACCCACAGGAGCAACGUUCCUCCCGAACACUCACGUGCAACGCUGGGUUCUUCAAUCAUACAGGCAACCAAUGAGACAUGGAAGCUUUCAAACUAAUCGCGUUUUAAAAAAAAUAGGCAGCGAGUGGCCAGAAAUAGUCCUGUGUACCCUGUGAAACUGAACAAAGUUUAGACCAAGAAGAAACGCUAAAAAGAAAACGCAUCUCAGAAAUAAAAAUAAAAUUCUUGAAGGUGUAUUAGCAUUUCAUCAUAGCCUUCACAUGAAGUUUAAGUAUUACGUAGGCAGAGAUACUUUCGAGAUUGCUGACGAUCAUGACUAAGAUCUACAAAAUCUCGUACACAAGUAUAGACAACAUGAAACACCUCACCAAAUCCGGUGAUUCAGAUCCAUUCUCAAAAUAGUGAUCACCAGUCCUCUUCCUGGAGAUUUACCUUCCUGCAGGUUUCAUCACCAACCAAAAUCCAACACACCCCUUUUAGUUGAGAACUUAAUCAAGAACUUCUUAAAGCAACGAUUAGAUGGUCAGGUGGUCAUGAUUACAGUUGAAGCUAAAGUCUUCAGGAAUGUAGAUCUCCAGGAACAGGGUUGGUGACCACUGCUCUAAACAAGUCUGCUUCAAGUCAUCAUUGGUUACACCGUUACAGAAAAACACCACAACCACACCUGAACGUGUCCUAUAUUUAGCACACCCUUCAAAGCUCUGUUACCGAACAUGACGUCAGUGCAGUUCAUACGGAAAAUAUGACUCAGCAUCUUGCAUACAUCUCAUUACAUAAGUUUAAAAGCAGCCAUAUUACAAUACUUAUAUUUAAUCUGUUUGAGAAAGGCAUUCAGGCAAACCCAUAGGUAAAAACACUCUUCAAGAAGAUGGAGAACAUGUUGAAGCCUCUGACGGCCUUUUUUAAAAAAAAAAAAUCCAUCCGGAUAUUGUGAUGGAAGUUUCUAAACAAAAGCUCUGCCACUUAACCACCACACUAACAAGACACCCAAUUAUUCUACUACACAUGCAUUUCUAUAAUAAUUCAGCUCUAAACCAUUCCUUAACAGGUUCUGGGCAUUUCCUGGAGUCAGGAACAGAUGGUGACUUGGAGAUUGCACCAGGCUUCAGUGGUAAUGUGCCAAAUGUUUAACCUGAGCACCAGAUCCAUCAUGUAAGCAUUAAUACUGAUUAACAAAAACAACAUGAGGGUGGAGGGCACGGCGACUUAGUGAUUAGCACAUUUGCCUCCCCUCUGGGGUUGAGGGUUCAAAUCCUGUCCUGUGUGCGCUUUGGGGAUUUCCUCCAGGUACUCAGGUUUCCCAUCCCAGUUCACGGACAUGCGCUGUAUUGUGCAGUGGGUUGGUCUCCCUUGUCCCUUAUUUUCCCCUGUGAUUAUCCAUAAGUGGUAUUGAGGGACUUAAGCCCCGCCCCAUCUCUAUCCCCAUCCUAUCCUAUAGAAACACAUGAUUCAGCUUGACUUGGUUGCUAUUGUUGUUUAAAAUAUAAAACAAAAAUGUGGCGUUAAAUGUGACGUGAAAUACCCCAUAUAACAUUAGAACUCCCUUUCAGGAAAUUUCUGGAAUGGUCACAAAGCAGCCUGGGCCUUUACAGAUCCCACGUCUCUUAUCCAGGUUUGGAAAAUCUCAAGGUUACUAAAAAGUGUGGCCUCUUAAUUGCGCUCACGUGAUCACAGAACGAGGGCGCAAAGAUUUCCAAACCAACAGCAGGGGGCGCUCUAUGCAUUGUGUUUGUGUGUGUGUGUGUGUGUGUGUGUGUGUGUGUGUGUGAGAGAGAGAGAGAGAGAGAGAGAUGGGUUUGUGUGUGAUGCGGGAUAGAAAGUCUCCGCCGCUCCGCGCUUUAGCUCUGCCUCCGUCGCGCUGAUCCACGCUGCGCUCUCGCCCUUCCCGCCGCGGACAUCCGGCCAACUGAUCCGUCUCCCUCCCUCCCCAAUGAGAUCCUCCAAGCAUCGUUCCUCUGGUGAAUUCAGGACUUAGAGCGGAGGAGGAGAGGAAACAGGGAGAGAGGAGAGGAGAGGAGAGCGCCGUUUCCUUUGCUCCUCGUCUGGUUGAGACAUGCCAGUUCCAGAUCAGCCUGCUGAAUCCGAUAACGCCUCCACUGGAGACAGAACCGAAUCCGAGGCUGCUUCAGCCAUCCUGGCAUCAGUUAAAGAGCAGGAGCUGCAGUUUGAGAGACUGACUCGAGAGCUGGAGGCUGAGCGCCAAAUCGUCGCCACCCAACUGGAGCGAUGCAAACGAGGAUCUGAGACCAGCAACACCAUGAGUAACAUAAGUUCCACAUCAGAUGAACAUCUUCGCUGGGAUACUGAAGAUGGACAGGAAGACAUCGAGGACGAGCUGAACACCGGCCUGGAGCUUGUGGACUCGUGCAUCAGAUCCCUGCAGGAGUCGGGAAUUCUCGACCAUCAGGAAUACAGCACGAGUGAACGUCCCAGUCUGCUCUCUCAGAGCUCGCUGCAGCUCGGCUCGAACUCCUCCGGAUAUCACAGCUGCCAGGCGCCGGCUCCGAACGACGCCCAGGCUUCGGCAUCUCCUCAGCUGCAGCAGCCCGUAGGAGCCGUGCACAACUACAACCAGGUGGCAUCCGGGCGUGCAGCUCAACCCCAGAGCCAUGGCCCAGAACCCCAGCAGCCGUGUCCAGCCUCGGGAAUCUACUACUCCAGUGCUACGUUACCUGCUCCUCGUCUCAUCUCUCCCCUGAGCUCCAUGCAGCCCUCUGGCACGGCCACCGGCUCGGGCACCAAGCUCCAGCGUCUGGGCUCGGCCUCGGAUGCUCCGGCCUACGCCACCACCCAGCGCCUGCAUUCCUCCUCCUCGUCCUCCUCACCCAAGCCCUCUCCCGCAAGGCUUGCCAAGUCCUACAGCAGCAGCUCCCCUAUUAAUGCGGUGGGAGCUGGUGGCACGGCCUCGCCAUCCAACACCGCCUCGCCGCUGCACCAGCAGCUCAGUGUGGGCAGCUACGCCACGCUCUCGCCCACCAAGAGGCUGGUGCACUCUUCAGAGCAGUACAAGAUUUCACACGAGCUGUACGCCACCGCUACGCUGCAGAGACCCGGCAGUCUCGCCGGAUCUCGGAGCUCAUACAGCAGUCAGCACAGCCACACGGGUUCCGAUCUGAGACCCCUGCAGUCUCCAGAGCACCACAUUGAGCCCAUCUAUGAGGACCGGGUUUACCAGAAAGGCCCAAUGAGGAGCCUGAGUCAGAGUCAAGCAGAACCCCCUGCUCCAGGACACACUGGGACCUACCGUACCAACACUGCCCCGUCCUCCCCCGGUGUCGACUCCGUCCCUCUGCAGAGAACAGCGAGCCAGAAUGCCACGGGAACGUUCCCACGUGGAGGCUACACCGGCUACGUGGAGCCGUACCGCACGCUGCAGUACUGCUCGUCUGUGGAGUCUCCCUACAGCAAAUCAGGCCCCAGUCUCCCUCCCGAGGGGACCCUGGCACGCUCGCCCUCCAUCGACAGCAUCCAGAAGGAUCCGAGGGAAUUUGGUUGGCGAGAUCCUGAACUGCCUGAAGUCAUCCAGAUGUUGCAGCAUCAGUUCCCCUCAGUUCAGUCCAAUGCUGCCGCAUACCUGCAGCACCUGUGUUUCGGGGACAACAAGAUUAAAGCUGAGAUCCGGAGGCAGGGUGGUAUCCCGUUGCUGGUGGACCUGCUGGAUCAUCGGAUGGCGGAGGUGCACCGGAGCGCCUGCGGAGCUCUGAGGAACCUCGUCUAUGGGAAAGCUAACGAUGACAACAAGAUUGCCCUGAAGAACUGUGGAGGAAUCCCAGCUCUGGUGCGUCUGCUGAGGAAAACCUCGGACGUGGACAUCCGGGAGCUGGUUACAGGUGUGUUAUGGAACCUUUCGUCAUGCGACGCCCUGAAGAUGCCCAUCAUCCAGGAUGCUCUAGCUGUCCUGACCAACACCGUGAUCAUCCCCCUGUCCGCCUGGGACGUCUCGCCGCAUCAGGAGGACCGCAAGCUGCAGAUGCACACGUCACUCGUCCUGCGCAACGCCACCGGCUGCCUGAGGAACGUGAGCUCGGCCGGGGAGGAGGCGAGGAGGAGGAUGAGGGAGUGUGAAGGUCUGACAGAUGCUCUGCUCUUCGUCAUCCAGACUGCACUGGGGAGCAGCGAGAUUGAUAGCAAGACCAUAGAAAACUGUGUGUGCAUCUUGAGGAACCUCUCGUACCGACUGGCAGCGGAAACUUCUCAGGGACAGCAGAUGGGCACCGAAGAGCUGGACGGCCUUCUCUGCAGUGACUCCAACGGGAAGGACGGAGAGAGUUCAGGCUGCUGGGGCAAGAAGAAGAAGAAAAAGAAGGCGCUGGAUCAGUGGGAUGGUGUAGGCCCUCUCUCUGACACGGCUGAGCCUCCCAAAGGAAUCCAGAUGUUGUGGCAUCCCUCCAUCGUGAAGCCGUACCUCUUGCUGCUCUCUGAGUGCUCGAAUCCGGACACGCUGGAGGGAGCAGCCGGAGCGCUGCAGAACCUGGCUGCAGGGAGCUGGAAGUGGUCAGUCUACAUCCGUGCAGCGGUGAGAAAAGAGAAAGGCCUGCCGAUCCUCGUGGAGCUCUUGAGGAUAGAUAAUGAUCGUGUGGUGUGUGCCGUGGCUACGGCGUUACGAAACAUGGCCUUAGACGUCAGAAAUAAAGAGUUAAUUGGGAAGUACGCAAUGAGGGAUCUGGUCCACCGUCUUCCUGGGAGCAGUAACGCCAGUGGCAGCUCCACCAACAGCGCAACGAGCAAAACCAUGUCGGACGACACGGUGACGGCCAUCUGCUGCGCCCUGCACGAGGUCAUCACCAAGAACAUGGAGAACGCCAAGGCACUGCGAGACGCCGGCGGCAUCGAGAAGCUCAUCGGCAUCGCCAGGAGCAAAGGAGACAAACAUUCGCCCAAGGUGGUGAAAGCAGCAUCUCAGGUCCUGAGCAGCAUGUGGCAGUACAGAGAUCUGCGCAGCCUUUACAAGAAGGAUGGUUACUCGCAGUAUCACUUUAUCGGCUCUGCUUCAACGAUAGAAAGAGACAGACAGCGGCCGUACUCUUCCUCACGCACACCUUCCAUCUCUCCGGUCCGGACCUCGCCCAACAAUCGUUCAGCGAGCGCCCCCGCCUCACCCAGAGAGAUGAUCAGCCUCAAGGAGAGGAAGACCGACUACGAGUCCACUGGAACCAAUGCUAGUUUCCAUGGAAACAAAGGAGAGCACGCAUCCAGGAAAGACGCCACAGCAGUUCAAGUCUCGUGUGGAACCUCGACGCUCUUCCGCAACUCGUACGCGGCUCCAAACGAAGAGGUCAAGCACAACCAGAGUGUGUAUGAUUAUAGUGUCUCCUCGCCGUUUCCUCCCUGCAGAUCCCGGCCCAUCCGGCUCCCCAGGAGAGCGUCCGAAAGGACUAUGAGGUGCUUCCUCCAUUUCAGAACUCCACUAGAAACUUUGAAGAACCUUUUUACGAAGAUCAGGUCCAUCGGCCCGCUCCUGCCGCUGACCUCAGCAUGCAUCUGGGACUCAAGUCCACCGGGAACUACGUGGACUUCUACUCAGCCGCCCGUCCCUACAGCGAACUCAACUACGAGACGAGUCACUACCCCGCCUCGCCCGACUCGUGGGUGUAGGACUCGAUGAAUGACGACGCCGUUUGAUGACCUCGUGAAUGACUACACCCCACCCCACCCCACCCCACGCCCAACCACCGCGGCCCCUUCCCAGUGACUACAACCCGACGAAAUUCGGGUGCUUACAAAGAGAGGCUGGAAAACUGUGCAUGUGCAUGCAUACCACAUUUUCGUCGACGCAUUUCGUUCGUCAGAAGGCGUGUUCCGUGGCAAGAGCGGGAUCGAAGUGGGAAUAUCAGGAUGUAAGCACAAAAAAAGAAAGGAUUUAUGAAGGACGACAGAAAGUUUUGACCUUGAAAGGGAUUCGUAAAGUAGGGAAUUGAAAUAGCGAGGAUACGUGGACAGAUGCGUAAAAGAUGUUUACAUGGAACAUGGAAUGGCUUUUCACGUUGUCGUCGUUGUUGUUGUUUUUUUUGUUUCGUUUUUUUUUCCCUUUGUUUUCUUUCUUUCACCACCUCAUUGUGAGUCACGUUGAGUUUUCCCGAAUGUUUGAGAUCUGUUUGAGAUUUUUUUUUUUUCCAGCCUAUUUAUCUAUUCCUCUUCAUUUGAUUUGACUUUGAUUUGAUCGGUGUACAUUACACUGCUGCCACCACCGACGGAGGCGACUCUGGAGCUUCUUUUACAGCACAAAAAAAAAAGACCGAAAAAAAAAACACCUAGAGCACUUUUAUUUUGGAGAAACGUCUCAGCUAUCGGUGUCUCAUUUUCAGAACAGGGUACGAGAACGAUACCGGAGGAUUAUUGUUCGUUCUGAUAACGUGAGUGCGUUUUUGCGUCUAGACCAAUGUUUCGAAAGCAGUUACGAGAACAUCGUUCCACUCUCCGUAUCGAUGGAGUGCUUUCUCACUGCCUAACAAAAGACGUGUAGAUAUUGAAACAUUUUCUUUUGUCAUUUUUUUUCCCACAUUUUUGGGUUUUCUUUUUGGAGGUGGGGGGGAGGGGCAAGAGUGUUAAAACAUUUAAAAAAAAAAAAAAAAAAAAAAAACAAUGCCAACGAUGCAACUGUUUGUCAUCCAUAACUAACCUGACUGACGAGAUGACUGACGUUGUGCCAAACGUAAAUCAUCACUGGAAAUGUUUUAACCCACAUUUCAUACCACUAAUUAUUCAUUUCCACCAUUUUCUUGUUCUGGUUCAUGGAUGUGUUUUGGGGUUUUAUUUUUUUCUGGAAUUAAGCUACUCGUCUAGGCAACACUGGAGUAACAAGCCAGAGAGCGAGAUCUCUACGGGCUUAAUUUCCUCCAAAGAUGUACAAAAUCUGUCUCUCUGUGUUAGACGAGUGUGUACCGUGUGUCGUCCAUGUUCGAGAUGAUGAUGACAGGUGGGGUGGCUUCUACCGUUCGACUUCUACUGGCAAAGCACCGUGAAGAUUAAAAAAAAAAUAAAAAAAUCUACUAGACUUGAGAUGUUCAUAGAGAAUGAUGACAAUGAUAUAAAUAUACGUAUAAAUAUAAAUCUAUAUCAUUUUUAUGUGCAGAUAUUGGUGUCAAGAAAAAGCAACAAAACGGCAAGAAAAAAUUCUGUUCACUUAAAUGUUCUAAUUCCAACAGAGAAAAAGAAAGGAGAAGAAAAAAGAAUUAUAAGAAUAAUAAUGUCAAUCCCCGGUCUCAGUUGUUGUUGUUUCCGAGCUCCAUAGAUAAUCAGGCUGGAUUUUGAUGAUGUUCUGGUGCCAGGACAAUAAAAUUACUGUUUGCAGUC